AUGGACCCUUUCUCCGGCGAAGGAGAACUCCUCAACAUAACCACCGCCUUCUACACACAUGCCUACCCGGCCGUGCUGGACUUCGACACAUCCGCACUGUCCCCCGAGAACAAAAAGACCGCCCAACUCCUAAAAUACCGCGCGCAAAUAGCCCUCGGCCAAGCCUCCGCCGUGCUCUCGUCCCUGAAAUCCUCCCAAGACGCCGCCUCGCGAUCCAUAGCGGCUCUGGCGCAACAAGCCUCCGGAGACCCCUCGUCCGCCCUCGAGACCGCGACUUCUCUCUCCGAAUCCGACCCCGAAGAUCCCAUCGUGCAGAUCUGCACCGGCACAGUCCUCGCCGCCGCCGGCGAAUAUGCCCAAGCCAUCGACCUCCUCAACAAACACCAAGGCAGCCUCGAGGCGGUCGCCCUGCUGGUGCAGAUCCACUUGACGCAGAACCGGACGGACCUCGCUGUCAAGGAAGUCGCGGCCGCCAAACGCUGGGCUCAGGAUAGUCUCCUGAUCAACCUGGCCGAGGCCUGGACCAAUAUACGCGAAGGUGGCAGUGAGAAGUAUCAGUCGGCCUUCUACGUGUAUGAGGAAUUGGCGAGCACGCCGGGCACCACGUCACCCACGGCGUUGGUGGGCCAGGCGGUCGCGGAAUUGCAUCUCAGUCGGACAGAAGAGGCAGAGGCCGCCUUACAGCAGGCCAUGGAGUCGGAGAACGUUGAUGUCCAGGCGAUUGCCAACAGCGUUGUCUUGGCGAGUGUCAUGGGCAAGAAAGGUGAUGUCGUUCAAGGCCUGCUGAAACAGUUACAGGAGAAGGAUGGCCAUCAUGCGCUGUUGAAGGAUCUGGCCGAGAAGAGUCAGUCGUUUGAUACUGCAGCUGCAAAAUAUAGUGCUAAAGUCGCCGCUUGA
Messenger RNA from Capronia coronata CBS 617.96, 897 nucleotides. RefSeq lists its product as uncharacterized. Gene Ontology annotation, molecular function: structural molecule activity; protein binding. The record is from RefSeq and is a predicted model, not a curated record. The transcript is spliced from 2 exons. Bases 1 to 897 code for a protein of 298 amino acids. Gene Ontology annotation, cellular component: COPI vesicle coat. Gene Ontology annotation, biological process: retrograde vesicle-mediated transport, Golgi to endoplasmic reticulum; intra-Golgi vesicle-mediated transport; endoplasmic reticulum to Golgi vesicle-mediated transport. NCBI's taxonomy places the organism in Eukaryota, Fungi, Ascomycota, Eurotiomycetes, Chaetothyriales, Herpotrichiellaceae.